Molecule: messenger RNA, 1631 nt
Organism: Xenopus tropicalis (tropical clawed frog)
Lineage: Eukaryota; Metazoa; Chordata; Amphibia; Anura; Pipidae
Product: pancreatic secretory granule membrane major glycoprotein GP2-like
Exons: 11
Coding region: 21-1277 (418 amino acids)
Source: RefSeq, a predicted model, not a curated record
GAGGAUACAGCCAGCAAAAAAUGAAUUUUCUCUAUGUAUUAGGCCUGACUACAUUGCUUGUAGAGAGAGGUGUUGCACAAAGCUGUUAUGCUGGCACAGAUCCACCUCCUUGCAACACAUGUGGCGGUGUAUGUUCCUUUGGAAAUCCCUGCCAGUGCAGUACUGACCAAAGGGAAUGCAUGGCCACGACUGCUGCUGAUUGUGAUGCAGCAGAUAACACAUGUUGCCUCACAGGAUAUUACUGGUCCUCAGCUCUCAGCUGCUGCACAACCACACCAGCAUGUUACCCUGCAUGUCAGAGCGAUGAAGUGUGCGCCACUGUGAAUAAUACAGCAACCUGUACCUGUAAUAGUGCUUCAUAUACAGGAUUAACUUCUAGUUCCCUCUCUCCAACAGUGAAAUGUAACAGUGGUACAAUGGUUGUCUCGCUGAGUAAGUGCCUUAUGGCAUUCCUUGGAUAUGAUAGCUUACAUCUCAGCAACAAUACUGAUCCCUGCACAAACACAUACACUGAAGUUAUUAAUGGCAAGACAAUGAACAGUAUCCAGGCCUUAACACAGUCCAACUGGUGUGGAAACAUGUUGAUGAUUGAUGCCACCAAAGUAUCUUAUACAAAUAUCCUUGUUAUUGGUUCUUUGAACAUAUACAAAGUCAGCUUUACUUGUUCCUACAAUCUUUCCAUGCAAAUCAACCUGGACUCAGCUUUACAUGCUGUGAUGAGUUCAGUCAACCUUACAGUAAAUGGUCAGGGCUCAGUUACCACCACAAUGACUGCUUACUGGGACCAAGCCUAUUCUAAGCCUAUUCUGUCUAAUGAUGAAGUAACAACUGGCUCAGACAUUUUCCUAGGAGUAACUUCUGGAGCUGCGGAUGGAAACACAUUUGUUCUCAGGGUUGAGACCUGUGCUGCUACUCCUGAUGGUGACCUAAACAAUGUCAACAAAAUUAUGAUUGUGGAAGGAGGAUGUCCAGCCAAUGAAGGAGUUUUUGCAGAAGUACAGGAAAAUGGCCAGUCUCUUGAAGCCAGAAUCAAAAUUAGUUCAUUUGCAUUUCAAGGUCAGCCUUUGGUGUACGUCACGUGCCAGGUCCUACUGUGUGACAAAAGCGGAGUAUGUACUGGGUGUACCCAGAGCCGCCAGGCUAGUAGAAGUGAAGGCACACUAGAGGUUGCACUGAAUUUUCAAGACAAAUACUAUACAGAUAGCUCUGCAUCCCAAUCAGCUAUGUGCUGGUCUGUGCUGGCUGGCUCCCUUCUUGUCCUUCUUAAACUCUACUGAGGAGACCACUGGCAUCAAUUCAGAUAACCAAAGGAAGGUCAUGGGAUUUAGUCAUAAUCAAGACCAUAUUGCUGAGAGACUGGAUAUAAUUUAUUGCUCUUCACACAACUAGGACUGCACAUGUAUCCUGGCAGUGAGAAUACUGGUAAAGACUGCAUCUCAUCAUGAUUUGUCACUUGUAUUGAAACAGAUGGUUUUCCCUUCCUACUCACAGGCCAAGAUUUUUAGAUAAGCCUUGAAGGUCAAACACUCCGCUUCUGAGAUUCAUAGUGACUGCUGUGAUUCAUGUUAGAAUUGCAACAGACUGUAUACCAACAUAAUAUCUUAUUGUAUUAAAUAUAUUUUAAUUAUAAA